AUGACCGAGCCCGAGGAGGCUACACUUAACCGAACAUACUGUUUUGAGCUCCUUCAAUUGAAUUUCACUUCCAUUAGUGGGAAUGCAUUCAUUGCCAAAACGACGAACACAAAAGGAAAAAGGAGAGAGACACGCUACAUGUUUUCUAGGCCCUUUCGAAAACAUGGUGUUGUCCCUUUGGCUACGUAUAGGCGAAUAUACAAGAAAGGUGAUAUUGUAGAUAUCAAGGGUAUGGGCACAGUUCAGCAAGGAGUGCCCCACAAAUGUUACCAUGGCAGGACUGGACGAGUCUAUAAUGUUACUCAACAUGCUGUAGGUAUUGUUGUAAACAAACAGGUUAAGGGCAAGACUCUAGCCAAGAGAAUUAAUGUGUGUAUUGAGCAUAUUAAGCAUUCUAAGAGCAGCGAUAGCUUCCUGAAGCGUGUAAAGGAAAAUGAUCAGACGAAGAAGGAAGCCAAAGAAAAAGGCACUUGGGUUCAACUGAAACGCCAGCCUGCUUCACCCAGAGAAGCACACUUUGUGAGAACCAAUGGCAAGGAACCUGAACUGUUGGAACCAAUCCCCUAUGAAUUCAUGGCAUAA
Molecule: messenger RNA, 582 nt
Organism: Trichosurus vulpecula (common brushtail)
Lineage: Eukaryota; Metazoa; Chordata; Mammalia; Diprotodontia; Phalangeridae
Product: 60S ribosomal protein L21-like
Exons: 2
Coding region: 1-582 (193 amino acids)
Biological process (GO): translation
Cellular component (GO): cytosolic large ribosomal subunit; ribosome
Molecular function (GO): structural constituent of ribosome
Source: RefSeq, a predicted model, not a curated record